Molecule: messenger RNA, 1512 nt
Organism: Trifolium pratense (red clover)
Lineage: Eukaryota; Viridiplantae; Streptophyta; Magnoliopsida; Fabales; Fabaceae
Product: BAG family molecular chaperone regulator 1-like
Exons: 4
Coding region: 323-1162 (279 amino acids)
Biological process (GO): protein stabilization
Cellular component (GO): cytoplasm
Molecular function (GO): protein-folding chaperone binding; adenyl-nucleotide exchange factor activity
Source: RefSeq, a predicted model, not a curated record
UACUAUCUUUUCUUCUCUUCAACUUCUGACUCUUCUACACUGUCCAUUCCUUUUCACCUUUUUCACUUUUUCAUAUUUUCUAUUAAUACUGAUAUAUAUAUUUCUUACCCUUAUGUUUUUUCACUGUCACCAACUCAAAACUUCUAAAUUAUACCAAUCUCACUUCUUUGGUCUUUCCUUUUCAUUCUUCACACUUUGUCUAGAAGAAACAGCUUUUGAUUAAGUCAAGGUUGUUCUUUCUUCUUCCCUGGUUUUCCUCCUUUCAAAGUAAGCACUUCUUUAGAUACCCUUUUAGUUUUACCUCUCCAAAACAAAACUUGUCAUGCAGCAGUCAAAGGUAACAAAAAGGUCAACGAUCAAUAACAUGUUUUCAAGGAGCAAAAAUAGUGACAACAAUGUCAAUGGUAAUGUUAAUUCAAAUGUAGCUGAAUUGGAAUUAAGACCAGGAGGAAUGAUAGUACAAAAGCGUAAUUCAGAUGUGAGUAAAAAUUCUUCAUCCAUCAUCAAAAUCAAAGUGAAGUAUGGUUCAUCCUAUCACCAAAUUCAUAUCAGUUCUCAUGCAAGUUUUGGGGAAUUGAAGAAAAUGUUGACAGAAUCUACAGGAUUGCAUGUUGAGGAUCAGAAGUUGAUUUUCAAGAAAAAAGAGAGAGAUUCAAAGUCAUAUCUUGAUGUUGAGAGAGUCAAAGAUGGAUCAAAGUUGGUUUUAAUUGAAGAUAUUGAGAGUAGAGAAAGAAGAUUAUUGGAGAAACUAAAGAUUGCAAAGAAAGAAAAAACUUCAAAAUCCUUAAUUGAAAUAACCUUAGAGGUUGAUAAACUCACCAAAAAGGUUUCAGAUUUGGAGGGUGUUGUUUCUAAAGGUGGAGUUAUAGCAGAGUUAGAUGUAGAGAGUUUAACAGAAAAUUUGAUGAGAGUAUUGAUUACAUUGGAUGAAAUUUAUGGUGAUAGUGAACUGAAAUUGAAGAGAAAAGAACAGGUUAAGAGAGUUCAGAAGCAGAUUGAGACUCUUGAUAUGCUAAAGAUGUCAAAGCCAAAAGAAGAUAACAUAGCAAGAGAGAGUAAGGUUCAUUGUGGUGUUCAAAAACAGCAUUUGCAGGAAAAGCAAGAACUUUUGAAACAAUCUGACUCAGUUGUAGUAACAACAAAAUGGGAAACUUUUGAUUAAGUGUUGAUUAAUUAAGUUAGUUUGGUUUAGAACAGUUAAUUAAAAUGUUUUUUAUUUCCAAAGGUAGUUGACUAGUUCUUAAUAAUGAUAGAGAGAAAGUUUCUCUGUUUGAUUCUAUAAAGCACGUGACAUUCUUUAGAUCAGACGUGUUUGUAUCAGACACAAUUCACGACACAACACAUAUGAUUAUAUGAAAUUGUGUUAUUUUCUUAAAUUAUUAUUGCAAUGUGUCAGUGUCUGUAUUGUGUCUGAUGACUGUGCUUUAUUAUCCAAUUUGCAUUUUUAGCAUUGAUGCUUAGCUCAUCUAAGUUGAGUACUAUUGAAUUGAAUGGAAAAAUUUAUUGAUUAAA